AUGGAGGAGAAAUUAUAUGAGAAUCAAAAUGAAUCACAGAAUGAAAUCAUUGAUUUAUCUGAUAAGACAGAGAAAAAUUCAAAUGAGAAAUCACACUAUUGUGAUGUCUGUGGGGAGUUAUUCCCAACAAGAAACAAUUUAGUUCAACAUAAAUUAACUCACUCAGACUCAAAGCUGUGCCACUGUGAAGUCUGUGGUAAAGGAUUCACUAAAAGUAGUUUGUUAUAUCAGCACAUACGUAUUCACACAGGAGAGAAACCAUACCACUGUAAUAUCUGCGGUAAAACAUUUUCCCAAAGUGGUCAUGUAUUUGAACAUAGACGUCGCCACACAGGAGAAAAACCACAUCACUGUGAUAUCUGUGGUGAAAACUUUUCUAGCAGUGCUAAUUUGUCUCGACACAAACGUAUGCACACAGGAGAGAGACCACAUUGCUGUGAUAUUUGUGGUAAGACCUUUUCUGAAAGUAGUCAUUUGAUUCAACACAGACAUGUUCAUACUGGAGAGAAACCAUACGACUGUGAUAUAUGUG
This is a messenger RNA of Octopus bimaculoides (California two-spot octopus), 532 nucleotides long. Its product is annotated as zinc finger protein 3. The record is from RefSeq and is a predicted model, not a curated record. NCBI's taxonomy places the organism in Eukaryota, Metazoa, Mollusca, Cephalopoda, Octopoda, Octopodidae.